This is a messenger RNA of Mytilus californianus (California mussel), 1246 nucleotides long. RefSeq lists its product as uncharacterized. The transcript is spliced from 2 exons. The record is from RefSeq and is a predicted model, not a curated record. NCBI's taxonomy places the organism in Eukaryota, Metazoa, Mollusca, Bivalvia, Mytilida, Mytilidae. Gene Ontology annotation, molecular function: zinc ion binding; nucleic acid binding. The coding region runs from base 1 to 1233 and encodes 410 amino acids.
AUGGACUCUGCCUUCCUUGAAUAUAGUCCAUAUCCCGGGGAUGCUAAAGCUAGACCCGAACCCACAGGGAAUUGGGACGGGGGCUACAGGGAACAGUUGCAGAAAAAAGAGUGGAGUCACCAUAUUGGUGACCCAAAAAAGUGUUAUCCCCCUCACCACAGAGUUACCAAUGCCCCAAAAAAUAUUAAGUAUGACGGGAAGGGCAACUGGCAGGCCUUUUUCACAAAAUUUGCAAGGUAUGCAGAGGUUUGUGAAUGGGGUCCACAAGAAUGCAAGGACCAACUUUGCUGGUGUCUUGAGGGAAAAGCCAGUGAGUAUUAUGCCCUCAUAACAGAAAGAGACCAGAAGGUCAGUUAUAGGGAGCUUGUGGAGAAGCUACACAAGCGUUUUGGUUUCAAGGCGCUCCCCGAGACUGCCCGGGUCCAGUUUAACAAUGCCUGGCAAGCCCCUGAGGAGUCUGUUGAGGACUGGGCUGAUCGGGUGUUGUCCUUAGCGACCAGGGCAUUUAGAAACCUUCCUGACGAUUACAUGUACGAGCAAGCCAUAACACGGCUGUGCCAGGGUAUUGAAAACAAACAGUUGGGGGUGCAAGUCUCUAACCUUCAGCCCCAAAGUAUUGAGGAGGCCAUAGAUAAAAUACGGCUAUUCCAACAUAACACCCAGGCAAUAUAUGGCAAGCCAAAUCGGCGUGAGGUUAGGCAGGUAACUGAUGGGCAGUAUGAAGACCACCCUGAGGCCUUCCAUGAGUAUCAGGGGCCCCAUGUAAGGGCUACCAUGGCCCUUGAGAGGGCCCCAGUCAGUACAUGGAAAGUGGAGUUAGAAAAGUCUGAUAAGAAGUUUGAAAACAAACUUGGUCAAGUCCAUGAAAAAUUAGACGACAUGAUGGACCAAUUCAAGCAACUCCUCACAAGCCCCAUUGCAGGAAGCUGCUCACCUGGCAGACAGACAGGGACAGAAAGUUGCCACCACUGUGGGGAGAGGGGCCAUUUCAAAAUGGAAUGCCCAAACUUUGGAGGUAAGUCCGUCCCAGGGAGUCCCUCCACUGAUAGAGGGCCUCCAUGGGAGGGAGUGUGCUACCACUGUUUUAAGCCUGGACAUGUAAGGAAGGACUGUCUAGAUUUCCAGGGGAGGGAUAAAACUGUUACCUUCAUAAAUCAGUCAAGCAGAACUGCAACUGGACCAUUAAACUUCAACGGGACUACUCAGGAGGCCGGAGUGAGUCCCCGCAAAUGAAGUUAGGCCUCUC